Molecule: messenger RNA, 1710 nt
Organism: Pedinophyceae sp. YPF-701
Lineage: Eukaryota; Viridiplantae; Chlorophyta; Pedinophyceae
Source: the annotation of a GenBank genome assembly
AUGGACGUGAACAAGGACCUGCGCGACGCCCAGGCUCUCCUGCGGCAGAUCUGCCAGGAACAAGGCCUUCGGCGCACCGAGGUGCCCCCGGGCGCGGCCUCCCGCGCCGAGCUCAGUUUGCUCAGCAUCCGCCUGGACAGCCUCGCGGUCAAGUUCGGGCACCUGUGCGACACGGUCAAGCUGAUCCUGGACCGCGCGCUCGACGACGAGCACGAGCACGGUGGGUACGGCUUCGACGCGGACUUGCAGCACGGCGCGCUAGGUGACCGGGAGGUGCGCGAGGAGCCCGACACUGCAUCCGAUGACUCCACGUCCGGGGGUCGGGUUGGCGGGUCCGAGGAGGACGGGGUCGAGGCUCCGAGCAUGGAGGGAGAGGCCGAGGAGGACGGUCGCACCAGGAACGUCGCGAAUGUGUCGCGGAGGCGCAGGAGGGGCGACCAGCUUGAUGGCCCGCGACCGCGCAAGAAGGCGGCGCCGGCCGGGCGUGCUCGCGCGCAAACGGGGGAGAGAAACCAGGAGCACCUCGCCGGGGAUAAUUCGAGCGAUGAGGGUGCGGAGGACAGCGGGGAGGAGGAGGGGGACGGUGCGCCCGGGCCAUCAACGCCCGACCGUGGUGUUGCGUUGCGGACGCGCGCGCGGCUGGAUAUGCGCGGCGAGGCGCAAGGGAAUCGUCAGGAGGGGCGGCCGGCGGCGCGGACGGAGCCGGCGAGGCGCCAGCCCGCUCAGAGGACGACGCGCCCGGAGGCACCCGCGGGCGCGCAACGGCAGACGGGAAACGGUGGUUCUCGCGCGGCCGCUCGGGCCGAGACGCGCGGCGCCGCGGGCGACGAGGGCGGCGUGCUGGGCCACCGCGGCAACGCGCUGCUGUGCCUGCUCGCGUUCCGCUGCACGUUCGCGGACGCCCUGCCCGCCGUGCUCGCGAGCCCCGGUCUGCGUCUGCGGCACGCGCCCAGGACGCAUGACACGCUGGCGGGGAUCUGCGCGAAGGCCCAGGCGGGGCGGCUGGCCGAGUGCUUCGACGCGGCGGACGCGGAGCUCGUCGAGCAGGCCGCGAAGCAGGCGCUUAAGUCCGCCAACAACAUCCGCGGCGCCGUGGGCCGCACGCUGCGCAGCGCGGCGCUGAGUUUCCACGUCAAGACGAUCGCGGCGGAGAACAACUCCUCCGCGCCGCCGCAGCGCGCGUUCACGCAGUGCAAGGCCGCGCGGCACGCGUGCGAGCUCUGCCCCGCGGACGACAUGCAGGAGUACGUUACCUUCGAGCAGCUCGUCGUCGGCGUGGACGGGCGGCUGUACGACGGGAAGGCGUCGCUGCUGCGGCUGCUCGUGGACGCGUGGGCGCGCAACUUCCCGCGCAAGCACUGGCCGCAGCCCGAGGGCGAGCCGGACCGCGUCACCCCGGGGGUGUUGGCGGGGGUGUUGGUCGAGGUAGAAGCCAUGUGCACGCCGGAGCGGAAGAAGGUGCCGCGGGACAGGCACGCGCACUGGGCCGCGCGGUUCCGCCACAUGUUCGACAGGUACGUGCGGCCGCUGAUCGGGAGCGCGGACGCCGGGCGGCUCCUGUUGCCCGCGGCGGUGACGGCGGGGCUCUUGCCGGGGGUGUCUGCGGUGCCCGCGGCGUGCGGGCGCGGCGCCGAGGACGAGCCCGCGGUGAUGCGGGAGAGCAUGCGCGACGUCGCUGCCGCGGCGGCGCGGGCGCGCGAGGCUGCGUGA